AUGGGGCCCGACACGGGGACCUCUCUUCAGGCGGUGUCAGCGCUCAACACGAGCUGGAUGGGGGAUGCAGAGCUCGGUGUGUCGGGACGGGCCCAGAUGGUCCUAGAGAUUCUGCUGGUGCUGAUGUGUUUGGGAGCCGUGACAGGUACAGGGUGAUUGUAUUUACCUGAUUUUAAUACAGUGCCACCUCUACACUUUUUUAAUGAUUUAAAUUUCUUUAUUCUCUCAUUUUAAAAGAAUCCUGACCCAGUUAAUUUUCCUUUCCUGUUCCUCUUACUAUGAUUGCUUCACAAAGUAGUGCACUUCAAAAUAAAAGCACAGUUUGACCAUGCAGUAAAUAGUAAUUUAAGCGCAUGACAGAAAAAAAGUCAAAUUAAAAUCAUAAAAAUAGUUUAUGGGGCAGUUUUUGCUCCUAAAAAGUUUCUGUCACAGAGCUGGUGAUGUGGAUAAAUCAUAAAUUUAAAAAUUAUUUGAAACGUAAGGUAAUUGAGUGUCUUAGUGGAGUUUAGGAAUUCAUAUGACACCCCACCCUUGUCUUGCAUUUUCUCAAUUUGACUGAAUAUCGUUCAAUAUCCUCAAUGGAUAUCAUGACAGAUUUGUUUUUAAUAUAUAUUAAGAGUUAGUAAACUUGAAAUGUUAACAAUGAUUUUUUAUCCUGUAUGAGAGUUUAUUUCACCUGUGUUUUAAGUCAGAGUCAUUACACAGACCCUGCUAACAGACAAGGUUGUAUAUUUGAAGGAACGGUCUUAAUUAAAAUCUCAGAAACCCUUUUGUUAAUUUUUGCAAUAUUUUACAACCAUCAAAUUGAUGCCUGGUAAUAAUAAUGUCCAUUUAAAUAAAGUCCAUUAGAGAGAGAGGAGAGGCAGCAGCUAAAAUGAAGUGUUUCAGACAGAGGCUAAAAAAAGAUAUUUUGAUACACCAGAGUAAGAAACACAAGGUUUUUUUAAAAUCUGUAAAUCAUGUGAAGAGGGAUCCGAGAGGAGGUAUAGUCAAAAAUCUUUGUGAUAUCCCAUCUUUAAAUAUGAUAAAUAUGUAGGGUUAAAGAGAGACAGCUUUUGUAUUAAAAAUGUUGAAUGCAUACGCAGCGAGACUGUCUCUUCCUCAUGUUAGACUGAUAUUUGCACGAGUGUUCAAUGAUUUGCAAUCUUGGUUUAACUGUUUUGAAGUCCUGAAAUGUAAAAAAAUCAACAUUUCAAAGUGCCAGCUAGUCUUGAUUUUGUCUCCAUUUAGCUGAAUGUGCUAACUGUGCAGUAAUUGUGUGUAUUUCUGUGUAGGUAACAUUCUUGUCAUUGUCAUUGUGGCUGCAACCAAGACUUUCCACUCGGUGGCGUCAGUGCUGAUCAUGAACCUGGCCGUCAGUGACCUCCUGGUGGGCGUGGGAGUGAUGCCCUUUGUAGCUUUGUCCAUCCUGAACCGUGGGUGGGUGGAUUUUUCUGUGAGUAACCCCUUUUUUGUUAUGUUUUGUUUUGUUUUAUCACUGGAUUACUCAUGGUUCAGCUUGAACACUCUUAUCUUUGAAAACCAGUGUUCAGACCCCCAACCUUGCUCCCUCAAAAAGGAUUAUACAGUUAAUUUGAAAUCCUGCUUCUGUUGCAAGAUAAAAACCAAAUCUUUAUUUUAAGAAACACAUUAAAAAAUUGAUGGAAAUCCUUAAAUACAACUUGACAAAUGAAACACAGAGCUGUUCUUUUCUGUCAACUGUAAUUAUGCAUGCUUUUUUUUCUCGCCACAUGCCGUAUUGAAUCACAUGCUGCAGGCGAGCUAGUGAGCGAAUCAAUAAACCAGCGGAGUCUUUAAAUAAACAAACCCUAGAAACAUCCGAAUAACAAAAUCAAUGUAUUAAAGCCGCAGUGGGAUACUGGUGAAGUAUCAUCAUCUGUAAAUCUGAGUAUUUCAAAUGAUAAUGUUAUAUAUAACUUAUUUAUACCUGUAGCUGUGUUUGACCGGAAUUAACUAGUUAGUUUGUCUGUGUGCAUUAUGCAUCUUUGUACCACUCUUUAUCUUAAGUUAUCUUUUUUUUUUUCCAUUAUGUUUUAUAUUUUGUAUCCAUUAUAACUGUGACCAGCUGAAGGACUGUAGAUGUAAACCAGCUUUAAAGAGGAGGUGUUACAAUAUUUAAGAUCAACAUGGAAGUCGAUCCUAAAUGUGACCAAAGUUUCAGACUGGGAGGUAACGGUGUGUUAGUGUUGUCCUAAAAUGAGACUGCAGGCUGGAUGAGGAUUGUGUGAGAAGGAUAAGAGAUAUGCUUAAUUUGUGACAUCAUUAAUUGGUAAAAGAGUGUAACUGGCACAAUACUUACCUGGGUCCAAAACAUAAAACCAUAUUUCAUUAUUUAUCAUCUUAAAUUGACCAAUUUAACCUUGUUAUCUAAAUCAAGUAGUGAUUGACCUUUUUUCAGUGUCUGAUGCAGAUUUGUGUCUUUUUUUAUGUGUGUUUGAUAAAAACAAUUUCAUACCAAUACUCACUAUUCCAUGCACAUCACACUUACUGCAUGGUUGUCUUGGCCAGUAACUACAGAAGAGGAUUAGGGUCACUGGAAAAAAAGGUCCAAUAUAAUAAUUCUGACUUAAAUCUCAGAAUUUUGACUUUUUUUCUCAGAAUAACAAUUAAAACAAAUGAUACAGGACCUUUUUUUUCACAGUGGCCCUAAUCCUCCUUGUAAGUAACUAAGUUUUGAAAUAGAAAACUACACUUAGUUAUGGGACAGGCGACUGAAUUUCUAUUAUACACCCACCAGUGUGUGUUUUACAUCCGAUAUCCUGUCAUUUCUGUUACAUUUGAGGAGAUGUUAAAACUACUCGGAGGCGGCCACACUGACAACGCUGUUUGCAGUGUCUGCACACAGUUAUCAUUAUUAUUUUUUAAUGCUGUGUUUUUUGGGGCAUUUUUUGCUUUUAUUAGAUAAGACAGCUGAAGAGAGAGAGGAAAUGGCAUUAGCUGGCCCAAGUCUAUAGCUUGAGGCAACAGUGGAAGAGGCUGCUGGAGUGCUGGGGGUGGUGGAGAGGAGGCCUUAAAGUAAACGACUAAAAUAAGCGCUUUUGAAGGCAUUGGCCUGUUUUGCACUGUGUCUUAUAUAAAGAAGUGCAUUAUGAAGGCUGAAAAUGAGCUUUAUACCUCAUCAGGUAAUUGUUGCAAUAAAUCAGUGGUAGUAUUAGUUUGAAAAAUGUUUACAAAUAAGCUGAAAAGAUGUCUAGAUGCACCUUUCUCCCCUCUGAUCCUGAGUGAAAACAUGUGCUGAGAUUGUCUCUCUGUCUGCAGGGCCUCUGUCUGUACGUGGGUUACACCUCCUCCGUUUACUGCACAGCCUCUGUUCUGACAUUAGCUGCCAUCGCCCUCGAUCGUUACCACUCCAUCAUGGACUGCCUGCGCUACAGCUCCCGCUGCACCCCGUGGAGAACCUGCGCUGUGGUGAUGUGGAUCUGGCUGCAAGCUCUGCUCACCAGCUGCCCUCCCUUGCUGGGCUGGAGCUCCAUUAGCUAUGUGGCUCCCAUGUACAGCUGUGCAGUCAAAUGGUCCAGCAGUCCAGGCUACACGGCUUUCAUGGCUGCCCUCUCCUACCUCAUACCAGCAGGGGUUAUCCUCUUUUGCUAUGUGAACAUUGUAAAGGUGGCGCGCAACCAUGCAAGGAGGAUCCAUUCACUGGAGGACUCUGUUCAGCGCAGCAGGAGUCCAGACUCUGCCCUCUCUCAUGGUAAUUCAUCUCACCUGCGCUGCCCCUCCAGGCUGGUUUACCAUCUAAGUGGGGAGUUUUUGUCUGAGGUCAGGAGGGAACAGGGGACUUAUAUCAGCUCUGCUCUCCCUGACACUGCAGCAGAGCAGAAUAAUUCAACAUCCAGACGGUUGUUCUCCUUCCUGGCUCAAACCACCUCUCAGCAGCAUAAAAAUCACCACGGCGUGCUGCGACUCCUCCUGGUUGUUGUAGCCUUCUUCCUCUGCUGGACGCCUUUCAUAGGUGUGGCGUUGGUCCAGGCUACGGAAACGGCAAUCUCAGGCCGGUCCAGCCUCGUCCCGCCUUCUGCUGUCACCUUUUCAUACCUGCUUGUGCUGCUGAACUCUGAUAUCAAUCCUCUUUUGUAUGCUCUGCUCAGUAAGCGUUUCCAGGGCGCCCUCAAGGGACUGAGGCAGAAAAUCGGAGCUCGUCUGGGGAUUUUUGUGGGCAGUGAAGGGGAGCUGAGAGCGGAGGAGGAUGCUGGAAGGAACAGUGAUCCCAACUCCCUGACCACCACCAACCUUGGUCCACAGUCCUGGUCUGAGACUUCAGUCUGUGAUGUUUACUCCUCUGUUUUUACCGUCAGCGCUGACUUCAAACAGUACUCAAAGGAGCAUCUAUGCAAACUGUGCCACCAUGGAAAUGUACCACCAUCCUCUGUGAUGGAACAAGACACGACGGGCAAAUAUACCAGGGUGGACUGCCUGCAGGUCCCAUCUUGA
Molecule: messenger RNA, 4431 nt
Organism: Xyrichtys novacula (pearly razorfish)
Lineage: Eukaryota; Metazoa; Chordata; Actinopteri; Labriformes; Labridae
Source: the annotation of a GenBank genome assembly